AUGGCAGAAGUCGCCAGUGACUCUGACCUGACCGACAUCGAGACGCUCGAGAAAGCGUGGCACCUCCGCUCGCCGUCCUCCCCACCUGCGCCCGUCCCGAGCAACCGCAGCCGCUCGACGGCAGCGAGGGCUGCCUCGACCCGGUCCAGCACGCGUGCGACUUCUCGCGACACGCCCAAUCGCCCGUCCACUCGCGCCAAGCGCGUCUCGCCCUCGCCGACGACCUCAUCAUCCAGCGCGACUUCUCGCCCUCCCUCGUCCGCCACGACGCGUCGAGCCACCGCGCCGCCGUCCACUGCGUCCACCAGCAGCUCGAAGCGCCGUCGCGACAACGAGCGCGACCUGGCGAGCGCGACGACGGACGACGAGGCGGCGCGCGUGCCCGGCGCAGCAGCGGGGCAGUCGGGUCGAGGCGCGAGGGCGCGCAAGCGGGUGCCGAGGCGGCGCAGUGCGACGGUCGUCGAGACUGCAGGCGCCCAGGAGGAGCCGCUCGCCCAGCAUGACGACGCCGCGCCGACCAGCACGCCCGCUCGUCGCCGCACCUCCCGCACCGCCAGCGCCGCCGCCGCGCCAUCGUCGCAGGCAAAGCGGCCUCGCCUGUCGUACGAGCUCCGCAUGCUCCAGGGCGACUCGUUCUCGCACGACCCGGCCGCCCCGGACCUCCUGCGGGCGCCCCGACUCGCCCUGUUCGCCGGCCCGAGCCCGUACGCCGAGCGCGACGAGGUGCAGCGCUCGGCCGAGGCAGCCGCGUCGCAGGCGUCGGUGCGCGAGUCGCCAGAGCUGCUCGGCCCGGCGCCCGUCGUCCAUCCUGUCGAGCGCGCGGCACCGCCGAGCGCGAGCGUCGGCGUCACGCCGCCCAAGCGGCCGCGCUCACCCGUCCUGUCGGUCGCAGCCGAGUCGAGCUCGACGCAGGAGCACGUGCAGGUCGCCAAGAAGCGGCGGCAGAAGGCGUCGGCGCCGUCCGCCGCUGUCGGUGCACUCGGCGCGCCCGCCGUCGCCCUCGAGCGCCCGUUCUCGUCUUCCUCCCUCGCUCCGACCCUUCUCGCGCACCUCGAGGCGCGCUCUGCGUACCAGACGACGGCAUCGACGACCUGUCCCGAGCUGUGGCUCGGGCCUGACGGCGCCGUCGGCGCCGGCGCCCCCGCAGCGCUCCCGGCUCGCCGCGAGUCCAAGCCGCCGCGGCGCUACGCCGCCGAGGGCUACGGCGCUUCGUCGUCGUCGUCGUCGAAGCCUCGAGGUGCGACGAGCGCGUCUCGGGCGUCGUCGAGCUCGCGCGUCCCGAGCCUCAAGCCGACCGGUCACGACUGCUCCGCCAAGUGGCCGGUCGAGAACUUCCUCACGACGACGCCCCUCGUCACGGCCGCCUCGCACCUCGCUCCUGAGCCGGCGCAAUCGCCGGUCCCCAUCGUCCCGAGGGACCCCGAGUUGCGCGCCCAGCCGCAGACCCUCCCUCCUCCCUCCUCCUUCGCCCGCCCAUCCGCCCCGCCUGUCGCAGGCCCCUCGACCGCCCUUUUGCCGCCUCGAGUCGUAUCUUCCAGGGCACCAUGCCCGCCGCCGACCGCCGUCACCGCCGUCACUGCUCGCCCCGCCAAGGCGCCCAAGGCGUCCAAGGCGCCCAAGGCGCCCAAGGCGUCCAAGGCGCCCAAGGCGCCCAAACCUCGACCGCGCCACCCGGCGCUCGACGUGCGCGACUCGUGGGUCCCAGUCGAGCGCGGCCUGAGCAUGACGGCGGCGGGCAAGCCGCCCAUCUGGUGCCAGGGCCGGCAGGAGCUGUGCGAGAGCCUCGAGUACUUCCGGAGCUACCAGGGCGGGCACUACGAUAACCAGGAGCGCUGCCUCGGGUACCUGCUCGACGCCUUUCCCUCGCCAUCGGACGCCUGUUCCUCGGACGGCAAGAUCGUUGUCUCGCAUGGCGGCGGCGGCUCCGAGGUCCUCGCCGGCGGCGGCGCACGCCUCAAGGCCCACCAGACGCGCGAGGGCAUCCGCAUCCGGGCGCUGUCCAACUGCAUGGCCACGCGCACGCCCGUCGUGCUCAUCGCCGGCUCCUCGUACGAGCACUUCCCCAAGCUCAAGACCAUGGGCGAGGACGGCGUCCGGUACGCCGUGCUCGGGCACUACCUCGUCACCGACAUCUGGGCCGAGGGCGAGCCGGUCAAUAAAGCCGAGGAGGACAAGUACUUCGUGCGCUUCAAGGUCCGGUUCGAGUGGCUCGCGUCCCAGGGCGAGCCCUGGUUCGCUCACGUCAUCGGCAAGGACAAGUCGUCACUCGAGGUCAAGCCCGUCAGCCCUGCGCUUCGUGCCCCGUCCUCUUCACCUGAGCUGCACGCUCCCUCCUCUUCCCGCCGCCCUGUCGUCGCACCCGUCCUUCCCCACCUCGCCACGUCAUCGUCGGCUCCUCUCGCCGACCUCGCCAGCGCCUCACGGCCUGCUCCUCGACCGCCGACUGCCUCGAAGACCUCGGCGUCGUCGAACCGCCUCGCAGGCCUGCGCUUCGAGCGCGUCACUCGCCCGUCGAUGCCGCCCGUCGCCCCCGUCGUCGACGCCGGGUCCGACAUGGACAUCUCGAGCGACGACGUCGACAGCUCGCCGCCGUCGCCGCGCUCGUCGAGCAGCGACCACACGGUCGACUCGGGCUUCGUCGACGUGACGACGGGCGCCGACGACGAGUCUGAGCGCGGCACGUGCGGGACGUGCGGCGUCGAGUACAAGCGGGCAUACUGCGAGGACGUCGAGUGCUACAACGAGGCGUGCGACCGGUUCUUCCUCGUCGACGGCAAGAUGCCGAUCGCGGGCACCCUCACCUACCGCUCCUCCUUCCUCGACCUCACGCCCUCGCUCCCCUCCUCCGACCUCGUCCCGCAGCUGCUCGCGCCCCGCACCCUGCAGUCGCUGAGCGGCGCCUCCCAGAUCUCCGACUACGGCGUCCAAGCGUGGCGCGGCUUCGGGUGCUCGACGUGCGGGCGCCUCAGCUCUCGCAGCGAGUGGCUGCGCCUCAUCUGCGCCGGGUGCGGCGCCGAGACGGACGCGACGGCGCGCACGUUCCGCGCCGACGAGUUCGAGGGCAAGGGCAAGGGCAAAGGGCGCGGCCUCGAGGUCGGCGUGCCGAGCUUCAUCACGGCGCCGUACUCGUCGACGCCGAUCGAGGCCGUGCGAGGGUACGCAGGGUACACGGUCGACCUGUCGGCGGCGGCGGCGGGAGGCGGCACGGCAAAGGUCCACCACCUGUGGCCGGUCGAGGCGAGCGCGUGUCAGAAGGGCGACAAGCUGUUCGAGGAGUACCAGGGCGUCGAGGCGGGCGCACUGUUCCGGCGCAACCCGCUGCAGAAGCACCAGGCCACCGGCUCCCUCCUUUGCCAGCAGUUCACGUUCAACUCGGGCGAGCGCUACAAGCACGCCGUCUCGAUGGCGACCUACCCUUUCCCUUCUGCGACGUCGCCACCCCUCACGACGUCCGACAGCACCUCGGCUCAGCCCUGCGCCCCGGUGUGCGCGCUCGAGGCCCGCGACUACCUCGAGACGGUCGUGCGCUCGGUCGUCGGCGACGGCCCCGAGACCAACUUCAACGAGAUCCUCUCGGUCGCGUACAUGACUGGCGGCAGAAUGAACUACCACGACGACGGCGAGGCCGGCCUCGGCCAGUACGUCGCGUCGCUCUCGCUCGGCUCGGACGCCGUCAUGUCGUUCCGCGCCAAGGUCAAGAAGCCGCUCAAGAAGGCCGCCAAGCUGGGCAAGCAGGACCACGUCGAUACCGACGACGAGGGCGACGACGAGGGUGACGAUGGCUCGUCCAAGAAGGGCUCGGGCAACACGUCGCGCGUCGUGCUCAAGGCGAGGCUCAAGCACGGACACGUGCUCAUCAUGGAGGGCGCCAACAUGCAGAAGCUGUUCGAGCACAAGGUCGAGCCCGAGGGCCUGCGCUUCGCUGCUACCGCACGUUGGGUCGGCCCGAAUCACCUGAAGCCGUCCGCCAAGACGUCGUCGGCCAAACCUCCUCGUCCUUCUUCGCACGCAUCGACAUCUUCGAGCCGUCCUGCCGACCCGAACGUUCAGCCCCCGACAGCGCCGGGCGCUCGCCCUCCUUCUGCCGCCUCUUCGGCGCUCGAGCGAGGCGCAUCGGCCAUGCCGCAUGCCGCCGCUCGGCCUGCGCACGGCCCGCCAACGGUCGACGGCGCCUCCUUCGUGCCCUCACCGCCGGCUCGUCCCGACUCGGCGUCCUCCUCCUCCACCUCCUUCGCCCGUCACCCCGACGCCGACAUCGCCGCGCGCCUCGGCAUCGCGCCGCACGACAAGCGCGUGCGGGACACGGCGCGCGCGCACCCACGUGGCUCCGCCGACCCGCAGCCGCAAUUCCUCCAUCGGUACGGGCCGUCACCGGCACACGGUACGCCUCUCGGUCCACCGACGGUGCCGCCCGACGAGCGCUCGUCGAGCUCGACCGGCGGUGGGCUCGUGCCGCAGUGCCAGGUCGCGCUGUAG
Messenger RNA from Rhodotorula graminis WP1, 4476 nucleotides. RefSeq lists its product as uncharacterized. NCBI's taxonomy places the organism in Eukaryota, Fungi, Basidiomycota, Microbotryomycetes, Sporidiobolales, Sporidiobolaceae. The record is from RefSeq and is a predicted model, not a curated record. The transcript has 12 exons. The coding region runs from base 1 to 4476 and encodes 1491 amino acids.